CUUAUUUUAUUCAUCACUUUAUGGGUCUUUAUGCUUUUUGGAAACUUGGUUGUUGGAAUGAAGUUUGUGCUUACCAUUGGGGGUGUUAAAUGGGGCAAAAGAUUGGAUAGGAGUAGCAGUUGGCACUUGAGGGCAGUAUGGCUUUGUAACUUGAGGUGCUGUGGCCAUUUGUGGUCACAUGACUCCAACCCACUGUCACCUCAGAAACCAGCAGCGCCUACUGCUCUUAUCCAAUCAUGUCAGGAAUGCUGGCCCUUACUCGGCUCAGGCUAUUUCUGCUGUCUGUCUCUGGUGCUUAGUAGUGCUAAGAGUCCCUUUUCCCCCUUACCCCUUUCACUUAUUAUCACUCCCUCUGCCCUCCGUUCAGUGUGUAGUGAAAAAGUUGUCUGCUCUCUCCGUGGCUCCUUUUGCUCGUAGUGUUGCGUCAGUACAGAGCAGUUGACUGGAAAAAGGUUUGUGGGAGGGGUGUCGAAUUGACAGGGGCAGAGAAAGAAGACUCGGCAAAAGAAUAGCAGUGGAAACCGAGGCACAAACCCAAAACUACUUCACAGUAAAAGAGUGAGCUCUGGGACCUUUGGAAAUGGCACAGCGUCUGCGUUUAUACUUUGGCUCUGGCCGCAGUAACACAGCCCCGGAGAUACUGGAGGAGAACUCAGAGGAGCAGCCACCAGGAGAGCGUGAUCCAACCGCAUCAGCCCAUGCCCAGGAGUCGCCUUUUGAAAACUUUCCAACCAGGACAUUACGGCUGCACUCAGAGCCUUCACUUAAGCGCAGUUCCUCUAUGUUUAUUCCCCAACUUUCCUCCUCCUUAGAAGCACGGCCGACUAAGAGCUCUUCAAUGCACAUCUCUCUCCAGCGCUCCAAUGGAUUUAACAAUGGAGAUUCCAGUAUCUGCAGUGACGAUGUCCCGCCACCUUCAUACAGCCCUCCAGGUCCUGCGCCUGCUUAUCCCGACCUCCCGAACCAGGAUGUCCCGCUACAGCCGCCUCCUCCCUAUCACAACCCAGACCCAAGCUCUUCCACUUGCUUUACUGAGCCAAACUUGCCCAAACGAAGAGUCUUCAGUAUUGGCUCCAAUGGAUAUACAGUCUACAGCAGAGCCCAGCCAAGUAUCAGUGUUGGUGGAAUCAGUAUCCAAAGGAAAUCCCCGGAUGGUAGCGAUAUCCAACAUGUCCGAAUCCUUCCUUAUGGAGGAGCAGGCUGGUGUGUUCAACAGCAAAACCCGGAUUAUAAUUCCGCUGCUAAUGGGGAAACGCAGAGAGUAGUCUUUCAACUCCAGCAAAACCAGAACCCUCAGAGUCACAGUGACAACCAAGAAUGGCAACAACAUAAUAUCGCCAGUGUAACCAGUUCAAAGGGAAACCGCAUUGUCCGCUACCCCAGAAUAAGGCUAGAAAGAAGCUCCUCUUAUCCAAAAUUAUAUCAACGUCAGGAAACUGGAGGUAUAAACAUAGAAGAAAACCAACAAGGCAUGGACACCCAGCAGAGAAACAGGGCCAAUGGUUAUGUGUUGAAUUUAAGUGGAGACUCACAAAGAAGUAAGCCACGUUUCAAGAUAUAUUUCAAUUCUGGAGGAGGAGGAGGGGAUCAAAAUGUUGACGAUGGUUCCACGUGGAAUGAUCCUAAGGCUGUAUCCAAGAAUGGGCUUUUCCAUCUGGGACAGACCAGAGAUGAUUUCCUGGGACAAGUUGACGUUCCCCUCAGUCAUCUGCCGACUGAAGACCCGGCCAUGGAGCGUCCCUACACAUUUAAAGACUUCCUCCUGCGACCCCGAAGUCAUAAAUCCAGGGUGAAGGGCUACCUACGUCUAAAAAUGGCCUAUCUUCCAAAACAAGAUGGACAUGAGGAGGACGUAGGAGACAUGAGGGAGGAGGCUGAGGGCUGGGAAGACUCUGCUGACUCCGGCUCACAACGACCACAGCAGCUAGUGCCGCCUUUACCGCCAGGCUGGGAGGAGAAAGUGGAUAACCUGGGACGCACCUAUUUUGUCAAUCAUAACAACCGCUCGACGCAAUGGAAGAGGCCCUCAAACAUCGAUGUUAUUUCGGAAACUGAGAGUGAUACUCAGCAGCGGCAGAUUCACCAAGAAGCCCAUAGAGUUUUCCGCUCCAGGCGCCACAUCAGCGAAGACUUAGAAAACGAACACCUUGAACCCAGAGAGUUGGAUAAUUCUUGGGAGUUGAUCACAGAGGAGGAUCCCAAUGACGCAUUAGCCCAGUCUCUGCCCAGUACUUCUUCUUCUGUUUUGACACCACAGCAUCCUCCAACACCGGUCACUCAAGAGUUCUCUGAAGAUUUGAACAUGAGACUGUCCCUCACAACAGAUACAAAUGGUGAAAUGCCAGGACCAAGCACUGCUCUGCAGGGCCAGCUAACAAAUAGACUCCGCUCAUCCAGCAUGACAGAUGGUGUCAGUGACCAGGCCCAAGCCCCUCCUCUAAUGAGAAGUUCCCAAUCCAGAAGAACGAGAGCUCAGACAGUCACAGGUGGCGAGGAGCCCAUGUCUCCUUCUGCCACCACUUACUCCCUGACCACACCUGGCCUGCCCCCUGGAUGGGAAGAGAGGAAAGACGCCAAAGGAAGAACAUAUUACGUCAACCAUAACAACCGCACCACAACCUGGACUAGGCCCAUUGUACAGCUCACUGAAGAUGGAGCCAGCACAUCUGCCGCAGCCUCUGGAGGAGCAUCAGCGUCAGCAUUGGCCCCCACCUCCACCCCCUCCUCCUCCAAUGCUUCUAACAACCACCUCCAUGAGCCCCAAGUCCGACGGCCCCGUAGCCUCAGCUCCCCCACUGUCACCCUCUCCACCCCCAUGGAGGGAGCCAACAAUAUUCCUGUUCGAAGGGCAGUCAAAGACACCUUUUCCAACCCGCAGUCUCCUCAGCCGUCACCCUACAGCUCACCCAAGUCGCAGCAUAAGACGCAACAGAGCUUCCUACCCCCAGGCUGGGAAAUGAGAAUAGCCCCUAACGGACGACCUUUCUUCAUCGACCACAAUAGCAGAACAACCACUUGGGAUGAUCCUCGAUUAAAGUAUCCUGUCCAUAUGAGGAAUAAGAACUCAAUGGAGCCUGGUGACCUUGGGCCGCUUCCUCCGGGAUGGGAAGAAAGAGUCCACACAGAUGGUCGCACCUUCUACAUUGAUCACAAUACGAAGAACACUCAGUGGGAAGAUCCUCGACUGCAGAGUCCAGCCAUCACUGGACCAGCUGUCCCCUACUCGAGAGAAUUCAAGCAAAAAUAUGAUUAUUUCAGAAAGAAAUUAAAGAAACCGGCGGACAUUCCUAACCGCUUCGAGAUGAAGCUGCACAGAAACAACAUCUUUGAAGAGUCCUACCGCCGCAUUAUGUCCUUGAAGAGACCAGACGUCUUGAAAGCUCGGCUCUGGAUCGAGUUUGAGUCUGAAAAAGGCCUGGACUAUGGCGGAGUGGCCAGAGAGUGGUUCUUUCUCUUGUCUAAAGAGAUGUUUAAUCCUUACUAUGGCCUAUUUGAAUACUCUGCUACAGAUAAUUACACUCUUCAAAUCAAUCCUAACUCUGGUCUGUGCAAUGAGGAUCAUCUGUCGUACUUCAAGUUCAUUGGGCGUGUGGCAGGAAUGGCUGUAUUUCAUGGAAAACUAUUGGAUGGAUUUUUUAUUCGACCUUUUUACAAAAUGAUGCUCGGAAAGCAGAUUUCUUUAAAAGACAUGGAGUCUGUGGAUAGUGAAUACUACAACUCCCUCAAGUGGAUCCUUGAAAAUGACCCCACUGAGCUGGAUUUAAGGUUCUGUAUUGAUGAAGACAACUUUGGACAGACGUACCAGGUUGAUCUGAAGCCCAAUGGUUCUGACAUGGUGGUGACCAAUGAGAAUAAAAAGGAAUACAUUGACCUAGUCAUCCAGUGGAGAUUUGUGAACCGCGUGCAGAAGCAGAUGAACGCUUUCCUGGAGGGUUUCACGGAGCUCAUUCUCAUAGAUCUUAUCAAGAUUUUUGAUGAAAAUGAAUUGGAGCUGCUCAUGUGUGGUUUGGGUGAUGUAGAUGUCAAUGACUGGAGACAACACACUGUUUACAAGAAUGGCUACUGCCCUAAUCAUCCCGUUAUCCAGUGGUUUUGGAAGGUGGUGCUGUUAAUGGAUGCUGAAAAGAGGAUCCGACUUCUUCAGUUUGUCACUGGAACAUCACGAGUGCCAAUGAAUGGCUUUGCUGAACUUUAUGGUUCUAAUGGCCCACAGCUGUUCACUAUUGAGCAAUGGGGGACAUCAGACAAGCUGCCAAGAGCUCAUACGUGUUUCAACCGCCUGGAUCUCCCAGCCUACGACUCCUUUGAGGAUCUGAGAGAGAAACUUCUCAUGGCUGUGGAGAAUGCACAGGGCUUUGAGGGCGUUGACUAAAGUGUCUGUGGCCACACACUGCACAACAAACAAUCCAAACCAGACACAUGCCACAGGGAAGUCCAAGCAGCUGUCGGCCGUAGCAGUUCUCUCAGAGCAUGUUGUACUGUAAUCCUGACUGCAACAUGACACACGGCAGCCACUUUCUGGAACAGUUAUGUCUUCAUCUUUCAAUCUUUUUAAUGUGAGUUCACUACUUGAGGGUGAGCCAAAUGCUGCGUCUUUCUAAUGAACAGGCAUGAACAGUGACUGACAAGCUGCCCGUGUACAGUCUAUUUCACUAUUCUCCUUGUCCUGUGAAAAUCUACAGUGCUGGAAUAACACUAAUGCAUUUCAAGAGCUCCUUUGUGGAUGUUAUAGCACAGUAUUUGAGCACCCUUCAGUGAAUGGGUCCAAGCAUGGCCUUAAUCUGGCUCAUUCAUGCACUAUUUCUCUAUCAAACCUGCAAAGGCACUAUGAUCACAUAACUCUCAGAUCCUUCGACCAACACCAGAUUACCUUAGGAAUGCUAGCCAAUCAAAAAUCAGGAAAUGGGCGUACUUCACAGUAAAGCCUUGUCUAAGUUUUGUGGUCACUUAUUGCCGCUGCAGCCUUUUAUAAAAUAAUUUACUCUUUUUUUUUUUUUUUAGCUAUAUGGAAGGGUUUGAGAACGGGGGAUGCAAACGUCCCAAAAGAUGAAUUUUAUAGUUUUUGUGAGUUUUCAUGGAAAAAGAUGAUUUUUUUUUUUUUUUUAAAUCAUUAGUUAUGAAUAUAAUUCUAAUAGGAAUUUCCUCUCAAACCUGUUUGUACUGAUGAACAAUGAUGUUUACUAUUUUGACAGUUCAAUAUAAUCAUGUGAUGUGUAAGGCUAGUCUGGGGAAUAAUUAGUCCAUAUCAUUUGUUAAAGUGAUAGCAAAUAUGUUGCAUAAAAUGGUUUAUAUUGUAUUGCUACGGAAGCAGCAUGAAACUGUACCCUGUGUUUGCUUUAAAUACAUAGUUAAUGAACGUGCAAUCAGUCUUGAUGGAGUUGAAGGGCCAACUAAAAAGUUGGUUAGUUGCAUCGCUACUAUAACCAUAUUCUUCUGCCUGUUGCUGUUCAUAAUGCUGUAAAUUGUUAUUGAAAAAAAUACAUUUUAAGUCCUUUCAUGAUAUAUAAAUAUGUGUAUAACAUUAAAUAGAAGUAUUACUGAUUAAUGACACUAAAUGAAGCUGUGUGUGAAGGUGACUGAGAGAGAAACUGUGAUUGUCACUAAAUUUAAAACCGCAUGUUAAGAUUUAUGUUUUCUUUACCUACAAACCAAAAGGGCACUUUAUUGAUCACUCCAAGGUCAUGUGAGUAUUGUACAUCUUAUGUCAUUAACAUGAAUGUGAUUCUUUCCAUUUGGAGCACGCACUUGGUGCAAUAUACAAUAGUCUAAGUCUUAGCUGCUACUAACAAUAAAACAGAUUGGCACAAGUAAUUUGGAAGCAUCUAUUUCUUUUGUACUUUCCUGCUUAAAUAUCCCAGCCCACUGU
Molecule: messenger RNA, 5866 nt
Organism: Periophthalmus magnuspinnatus
Lineage: Eukaryota; Metazoa; Chordata; Actinopteri; Gobiiformes; Gobiidae
Gene: nedd4l
Product: NEDD4 like E3 ubiquitin protein ligase
Exons: 28
Coding region: 581-4372 (1263 amino acids)
Biological process (GO): ubiquitin-dependent protein catabolic process; regulation of dendrite morphogenesis
Molecular function (GO): sodium channel inhibitor activity; protein binding; ubiquitin protein ligase activity
Source: RefSeq, a predicted model, not a curated record